Molecule: messenger RNA, 1689 nt
Organism: Sesamum indicum (sesame)
Lineage: Eukaryota; Viridiplantae; Streptophyta; Magnoliopsida; Lamiales; Pedaliaceae
Product: RING-H2 finger protein ATL39
Source: RefSeq, a predicted model, not a curated record
UCAUGUUUAUCUGAACAAGGGAAAGAUCUGAUAUGGCCUCAUCCAAAAGUAGUAAAACUUACAAAAAGACCUCUGCAGGGCAACAUAGUAACGUGCAAGAAUCUGUGUCACCAUUUCACUUCGUUGAGGAAUCACACAGAUUCCAACUUUUUUUUUCCCCUAACAGUUUACAUAUCAACGUGGGACACAAAUGAGUAUUGGGGGUGGACCCGAGUGAAAAUACAAAGUCCACUGGCACAAGCCAAAGAAAAAUGGGAAACCUUGUCAUUCUCAUCCAUUUCUUGGUCUUCACUCAGAGUCCACUCAAAGGGGGUUAGGAUUCCAUAUUGGGCGUGGGGCAGAAGUCGUGUUUUGCUGUUUGCCAAUUUCACUUCUUGGUUCUGUGAAUUGUAGAUCUCCCACUUGUUGCUGAAUCUUAAUGAGUAUCUGAUUUCUUUUUUUCUUUUUUUUUUCUCCUUCUUUCAAGAGAUUUUCUUUUUACUUGUGAAUCACAUACUGUUCCUAUUCUUGACCAUUCACUCAUUUGGCUUCUUGUUGCUAUUUCUAGUCAUGUGGGUGUGGGAUUGUCUGAUUAUUGACUUCCACAGAUCCCAACAGCUUCUACCAUUUCGUGGAAAUUCUUGAUAUUGGGCUCUUUUUACCUAUUUUACAUUCUCCAUUGUUGAGUUGCCACGAAAGCUUAUGCUUAUAUGAUGUCUCUUUGAAUUGGGAUUUCUUGUUUAAGGUUGACUUUGACAGUAAUGAUCUGAGGGCUUGUCAUCCAAACAUGAAUCUUGAUCUGGGCAUUUCUUUUGGCUGGUUCUUCUUUUACAGUUCAUCUAUAUAGUUGACAUUGCUGAGAACUUGGCCUGAAUAAAUAGGAGUGUUUGAUAUGUUUGGCUCAGGCAUGAAUCUGAUUACAACAAUUAUUGGGUUUGGGAUGAGUGCAACUUUCAUUGUCUUUGUUUGUACUAGACUGAUUUGUGGGAGGCUCCGCCGGAUUGAGGAGCGGCAAAUGUUCGAGAUCGACUCAAGAAUUGAUCUUGAGCUGCCAGAACAUCAGAUUAACGGUCUUGAACCAGUUGUAGUUGCUGCAAUUCCCACAAUGAAGUUCAGCCGUGAAGCAUUCAGUUCAAUGGAAGAUGCGCAAUGUACCAUAUGUUUGGCAGAAUACCAAGAGAAAGAAGUCUUGAGAAUAAUGCCAAAAUGCGGCCACAGUUUUCACCUGUCUUGCAUCGACGUAUGGCUGAGGAAACAGUCGACAUGUCCAGUAUGCCGUCUCUCAGUACACGACUCUGUUGAAAGAAAGCACGUCACUUCAGCUACUCUCUCUACGGCCGAAUCAUUUGACAGUUCUGAGAUUACACUUGAGCAUUCCCAGCAAUGGCUGCUCCCAACGUUUGCACGUGCAGAGGGUAAUGAAAGCAGCCAAAUACAUGCAGAUUCCAUUUCCAUUGAAGUGGACUCUGGUGUUUCUAGAGAAGCGUCAUUAAGGCCAUCGUCGUAAGAGCAACAAGAUCAAGAUUUUAAGCGGCUGAAAUUUCACAAAGAAGAAGAUUCUAUAGAGCGUCUGUAUAUAAAUUUUGGAGUAUGGUUUUUCCAUCAUUUUUUUUUUCGAUUUUUAAGGUUGAAUUCUUGAAGGGCUUAAUCAUAUAAUGCUGAAAUUAUUACACAUCAGAAUUCUUUCUACCAGAUACAUGGAUUUUGAGA